This is a messenger RNA of Hemisphaericaspora subhashii, 2478 nucleotides long. RefSeq lists its product as uncharacterized. The transcript has a single exon. Gene Ontology annotation, cellular component: mitochondrial membrane. Lineage: Eukaryota; Fungi; Ascomycota; Pichiomycetes; Serinales; Debaryomycetaceae. The coding region runs from base 1 to 2478 and encodes 825 amino acids. The record is from RefSeq and is a predicted model, not a curated record.
AUGGCUGACCUCAUGACUUUAGAAACAACUCCAACGACAACAACAACCAAUAUUCCACAUAAACAUGACAUGGCUAAUUCUGACUUUGAUGUCAAUAUCUUAGAAGAUGCAUUUGAUAAACCAUCGAUUGAUUUAACUUUUCCAUUACCAACUGAUAAAGAAACUUAUUUAGAUAUUUCAACCAAUGAAAAACUAGUUGGUAGAUCAUUUAGUUUAUUACAUAAUGCUUUUAGGUUCUUAACUGGUUCUAAGAAAUAUGAUGCUAUUUAUAAAGAUAAUGAAUAUCGAUAUUUCCUUAAUCGACAUUCUCCUGGAUUUAAAACCAAAUUUAAACAACAUUUAAAUGAUAAAUUAGAAACCAAGGAUGAAAAAUUAAAUGAAUUAAUUUAUGAAUUAAUUAAUCAAGAAUUAAAUUUAAAAUUAAUUAAACCAUCAGAAUUUAAAUCAAGAUUUGAUGAAGUUAAAAAUUUUAUGAUUAAUCAUUAUAAAUUAGAAAAUAAAAAGAAUUUACCAACAUUUGAAUCUCAUGAUUUUAUAAGAACGGCUUAUUGUACAGUCAUAUUUAUCAUGAAGAAAUUAUUCCCUAAAGGGAUUUGGGUAUCAAAUCAAGAAUUAUCAAAUUUAUUUCAAAAAUAUCUUGAAAACCCCAUGUCUAUUGUAUUCUUCCCAUCACAUCAAUCUCAUUUAGAUUAUAUUAUUGUUCAUUUGAUUUGUGUUCGAUUUAGAAUUGCAAUUCCUUCUGUUAUAGCUGGUGAUAAUAUGAAUGUUGCUAUAGUGGGAGAAUUUCUUAAAAAUUUAGGUGCAAUUUUCAUUCCAAGAUCUUUUAAUAAUGAAUUAUAUACUGAACGAAAUUUACAUAAUGUUAUUGAAUUCUUAUUGGCUAAUAAAUCUAAUUUUGAAGUUUUUAUUGAAGGUGGUAGAUCAAGAGAUGGGAAAUUAUUAUUACCAAAAUAUGGAAUUUUGAAAUCUUUAGUACAUUCGUAUUUAAAUCAAAGAAUUAUAGAAAAAAAUCAUGCUUUUGAUUUAUUAUUUCAACCAAUGGCAGUGACUUAUGAACGUGUUUAUGAAAAUGAUUCAUAUUUAAAAGAAUUAACUGGAGAAGAUAAAAAACAAGAAAGUUUAUUUGGAAUUCUUUCAGUUGGUCUUAGUGUAUUUAGAAAUCAAGAUACGAAAUUAAUAUAUGAUCAAUCUGGUUAUAAUGAUAAUUCUGCACGUACAUUAACCGGGAAAAUCUUUGUGAAAUUAGGUGAUAAUUUUAAACUUUCAAAUUAUAUGCAAGAUGAAGAGAAUUUAAGUUUAAUUAAACAGGAAGCUGAUUUCCAACAAAUUAAUUUAAAAAAAUUGGGGUUUAAGAUCUUACAUGAAAUUAAUAGAUCAAGAUUCUUACCAGAAAUUUCAUUAAUUGGAACCGCAUUACAAGCAUAUUAUUAUCUUGAAAAGAAAGAACAAUUUGAUAUUAAAGAAUUAAUUCCAAUUAUUAGAUUGAUUACAAUCACUUUCCUUAAAGAAAAUCAAGAUUUAAAAAUGAAUAAACAAAUCUUGGAAGAUUUUCAACAAUUAUCCGAUGAAAAAUUAGUGACGGUUGCAAAACGAGAAAUUUCUUCUUUCUUUAGAUAUAUCAAAGUCAACAAGAAUUCCGAUUUAAUCAAGAUUGAAUCACCACUUGAAUUAUUAUAUUACAAAAAUUUAACCAUCCAUUCAAUCAUCAAAAGAUGUUUGGUUCUGUUUAUAUUAUUAUUAUUAGAUGAGAAUAAUUCUGAAUGUAGUCAUAGAUUGAUUGCAAAAUUAUUCUAUAUCUGUACUGGAUUCUUGAAAACUGAAUUCUUAUUUGAUCAUGAUGAAAAUCCAAGAAAUGGAUUAACUUUCAUUUUGAAUGAUAUGGUUAAUGAUGGUAUACUAACUAAAGACCAAAAAGAAUAUAAUCAUAUCACAUAUAAAAUCAUUGAUCGAUUCCAAUUUAAAUUAUUUGCAAAUUUGGCCCGUCCAUUUUUGGAAUCUUAUAAUGUCUUGAUUUCAAAUAUCUUAACAAUGACACAAUCUUUAGCUAUCAAUUAUUCAAAGAAUCUCGCUAAUGGUAAUGGAAAUGGUCGUGGAAAGAAGAAGAUUAUCCUUGAUGAUAAUGAUUUGAAAUAUCCAGAUACAAAAGGAUUACUUAAACAUAUAAUUGCAGAAUCGAGAAAAGCCGAAAUGUUUUCUGUUGAAUCAGUUAAUAAACAAUAUUUGCUUAGUAAUUUAUAUUAUCUUCAUAAUCUAAGAUUAAUUAAUAUCUUUAAAAACAAAGCAAAAACAAAAGCAUUUGUUCAAAUUAUUAACUUGAGAGAUUUGAAAAUAGUUAAUGAAUUCUUAUGUCAAUUAAUUAAGAAAUCUUCAGAUAAUGAUUUAAUUAUUAAUGAAGUUAAAGUUAAUUAUAUUAUUGAUAUAACUGAUAAGAAUUAUGAUCGAGAUUAUAAUGAAAUAAAACUGAAUCCAAAACUUUAG